AUGAACCAAAUUUUUAAACAAGUAUGUUUUAAUAACAUAAAAAGAUUCAACAAAAUUACAAACAAUAAAAAUAAAUUUUCAAAUGGAAUAAUAUAUAGACAAUUUUCAUCAAGUAGCAAUGAUAAUAAAGUUACAUUUACAUUUAUAAAUAAAGAUGGAUCAAAAACCAAAGUUACAGAAGAAGUUGGUAAAAAUAUAUUGGAAGCAGCACAUGACAAUGAUGUUGAUUUAGAAGGAGCUUGUGAAUGUUCAUGUGCAUGUUCAACAUGUCACGUUUAUUUAGAACCAAAAAUUUAUAAUAUUUUACCUGAACCAACUGAUGAAGAGAAUGAUAUGUUGGAUUUAGCUUUUCAACUCAAAGAAAACUCUAGAUUAGGUUGUCAAAUUAAACUAACUAAAGAAUUAGAAGGUAUGGAGGUAACAUUACCAAGUGCAUCAAGAAAUAUGACAGUUGAUGGUUAUAAACCACCAAAACAUUAA
This is a messenger RNA of Dictyostelium discoideum AX4, 480 nucleotides long. RefSeq lists its product as hypothetical. The record is from RefSeq and is a predicted model, not a curated record. Gene Ontology annotation, biological process: P450-containing electron transport chain. Gene Ontology annotation, molecular function: iron-sulfur cluster binding; 2 iron, 2 sulfur cluster binding. The transcript has 3 exons. The coding region runs from base 1 to 480 and encodes 159 amino acids. Gene Ontology annotation, cellular component: mitochondrion. NCBI's taxonomy places the organism in Eukaryota, Evosea, Eumycetozoa, Dictyosteliales, Dictyosteliaceae.